This is a messenger RNA of Dendronephthya gigantea, 600 nucleotides long. RefSeq names its product synaptoporin-like. The coding region runs from base 1 to 405 and encodes 134 amino acids. The transcript has 3 exons. The record is from RefSeq and is a predicted model, not a curated record. Lineage: Eukaryota; Metazoa; Cnidaria; Anthozoa; Malacalcyonacea; Nephtheidae. Gene Ontology annotation, cellular component: synaptic vesicle; membrane.
AUGGCUUACUAUGUUUGCUUUGAGGCCCCGACAGAUCCAUAUGAUCGUGAUAGCACAGAAAGACAUCUUGUAUCAUUUGCUACAGCGGAUCUUGUUGUUACCGUUAUCCUGACUUUGCUCUGCCUUUGUUCCUCGGGCCUAUGGGCUGAUGGCGUCCACAAACUUAAAGGUGAAAUCGAGGACCCAUGCCAUGGCUGUAAAGUUACAAACAAACCUAAUUAUGCUGGUUUAAUAAUAUCUGUUUUGUUUGGUUUCCUGAGCUUUUUCUUGUGGGCUGGAAAUACUUGGUUUGUGUACAAAGAAACAAUCUGCCAUAGAGGACCUGGAUUUGCCCGUACAGAAGAAAUGACGUUCAAAUUCAAGGGCAAAGCCAAGGCUAAAGGGGAGUUAUCUGUGGGAUUGUAAUUGUUGCGGUGGGAGAUUUUCAUCUCGUCAGAUGACAGUCCGUGAAAGUAUUUUUUUGUGUUAACGUAGUAUUUCGUCGGUGCACAGCCACAGGCUUUUUGUGGGAUUCCAUAUUUACUUUGCACAGAAACAACAGUGGGAUUUUUUAUCCAACACACAUCUACACAGUUGCUUUUGUGUGGAUUAAGUAGGCCC